This is a messenger RNA of Symbiodinium natans, 777 nucleotides long. The record is from the annotation of a GenBank genome assembly. Lineage: Eukaryota; Dinophyceae; Suessiales; Symbiodiniaceae.
AUGGCGCCCGCGACUUAUGCCCCGGCAACGCAGGCGCCUGGCACCGUGCCUGGCACCACCACGAUUGGCGAGCCAGUCUACCUGCCACCCAUGACCGCCCCAGCGGAGGCUCCGAUGCAGACGGCCCCAGGGCAGAUGAUCACCGACGGGGCCCCGAUGCAGAUGCCCCCGGCGACCUACGGAGCUCCGAUGCAGGCGCCCGCAACAACCACCAUCGGUGAGCCGGUGUACCUGCCUCCCAUCACCGCGCCUUCCGAGGGCGCCCCUCAGAUGGCCCCAGCCUACGGCGCUCCAGCACCUGCCUACGGCGCUCCGGCCCCAGCCUACGGCGCUCCGGGGCAGAUGGCGCCUGCGACUUAUGCUCCGGCAACGCAGGUGCCUGGCACCACCACGAUUGGCGAGCCUGUCUACCUGCCACCCAUGACCGCCCCAGCGGAGGCACCGAUGCAGAUGGCCCCAGGGCAGAUGGCACCGGGCCCCUAUGGGGGCCAGCCGAUGCAGAUGGCCCCGGCCCCGGCGACCUACGGCGCGCCGAUGCAGGGCCCAGCGACCAUCGGUGAGCCGGUGUACCUCCCUCCCAUCACUGCGCCGGCCGAGGGAGCCCCUCAGAUGGCGCCUGCCUACGGCGCUCCGGCCCCAGCCUAUGGCGCUCCGGCCCCAGCUUAUGGUGCUCCGGCCCCAGCCUACGGCGCUCCAGCCUACGGCGCUCCAGCCCCUGCCUAUGGCGCUCCGACAUACGGUGCUCCCACCACCAUCCAGGCCGGUAACAUCUCAUGA